Papaver somniferum (opium poppy) is the source of this 537-nucleotide messenger RNA. RefSeq lists its product as uncharacterized. NCBI's taxonomy places the organism in Eukaryota, Viridiplantae, Streptophyta, Magnoliopsida, Ranunculales, Papaveraceae. Gene Ontology annotation, molecular function: nucleic acid binding. The record is from RefSeq and is a predicted model, not a curated record. The transcript has 2 exons. Bases 1 to 537 code for a protein of 178 amino acids.
AUGACUAGCGGUCUUACUGUUAAAGAUGUUAGAUAUCUUGAAAGAAUGAAAUUGUUUGCAGAUAAGACAAGAACUGAUAGGACAUUUGAGGUGGGUGAUCAUGUUUACUUAAAACUGCAACCAUAUCGUCAGUCAUCCAUAGCGGCAAGACGAAAUUUUAAAUUCUCAACUCGUUAUUAUGGACCCUUCACUAUUUUGGAUAAGAUAGGCCAUGUGGCCCACAAGCUGGAUCUACCUAUCCAGUCAAAGAUCCAUCAUGUCUUACAUGUUUCUCAAUUGAAGAAAAAGAUAGGUGCUUCUGCUACGACGAUACCUAUUCUUCCACUAGUUGAUGAUGAAGGAGAGAUAGUCUUCAUGCUUGUCGCUACUUUGGAUUUUAAACAACUAACUCAUAGGGACAUUGCAGCGGAUCUGUUCUUAAAGAAUAUAGUGAAGUAUUUGGGAUUUCCGCAUGAUAUUGUGAGCGAUAGAGACUCACAGUUUACAGGAAGAUUUUGGACUGCCUUGUUCGGAUUGCUUGGAUCUGAACUAAUCUAA